CGGCAAUUGCCUAAUGCGAUUUUGUCCCAAAAGUGGACAGCGGUGCAAGAACAAGUUGGCAGGACCGCUCUUUAGGACCCCGCUAGUUUUUGUUUUGUUUAUUUUUUUUUUCGUUUUAACAACAUUUAUUUCAUGUUUUUUUAUAAAUUUAUAUGUUUUUAAUCAACAUUUUAAGACUCCAGUACCAUGGCGUUUUCGCAGUCGUUCGAUUUUGGCGACAGCACGUUCAUGGAGCUGGAGAAGGGCAUGCAGGCGGCAGCCGGCAAGGAGAAUUUUCGUCCAGACAAUUCCAAUGCUAGGUUGAGUGCAGCCAAGACAUCCAAGGUUUCCUCCAAGCAGGAGAGCGAAAACUACUCGGACUUUUUCCGGGACGAGUUCUCCUACGAGGUGGAACAAGCCAAAAAGGCAGCGGAGCCUUCGGUGGUCAAUGUGUCCCAGAUCGAGGCAGCCCUUCUGGAGGAAGUCUCCCAUCGCGACUCUGGGGACUUGGACAAGCAAGUCUGCUCUGAGGAUGUGUUCGAGGCGGAGGACAGCCCCAAGGAAGAUGACCGGGAUCUGGCCAAUAUGGAUGAGAGCAGCUUCCUGUGUCCAGUGCAGGAUGUGCGGGCAUCCCAGCAGCUGAAGGAGGACCUAUUACGCAGUCGUUGCAUCCUGGCCAAGCAGGGCGACCACCAUGAGAUCUCCCGCAUCACCCAGAACCUCAGCAGCAUGUCGCCCAACCAGCUAAGAGUAUCGCCCAAUUCCUCCAGCAUCCGCGAAGCUCAACCAAACUCUUCCAGCAUCCGCGAAGCUCAUACGAAUUCCUCCAGCAUCCGUGAAGCUCCGCCCGAAAGAAGCAACCCCCCUGCAGAUUUGGAGUCCCUGAAAUCCAUCGCUUCCUGGAACCUGCCGCACAGCAUCCAGAAUGAAUACAAAAAGAAGGGCGUCCUGCGUAUGUUUGACUGGCAGGUGGAGUGCCUCAGCAAGCCCCGCGUGCUCUUCGAACACUGCAACCUGGUCUAUUCCGCACCCACAUCGGCGGGCAAGACACUCGUCAGCGAGAUCCUCCUCCUAAAAACCGUUCUAGAGCGAGGCAAGAAGGUGCUGCUCAUCCUACCCUUUAUAUCCGUGGUGCGCGAGAAGAUGUUCUACCUGCAGGACCUGCUCACAACGGCUGGCUAUCGCGUGGAGGGCUUCUUCGGAGGCUAUACGCCACCCGGCGGCUUUGAGAGCAUCAACGUGGCCAUUUGCACCAUCGAAAAAGCAAAUUCCAUUAUUAACAAGCUCCUGGAGCAGGGCAAACUGGACACUAUUGGCAUGGUGGUGGUGGACGAAGUGCAUCUAAUCUCGGACAAGGGACGCGGCUAUAUUCUUGAGCUGCUGCUGGCCAAGAUCCUGUACAUGUCACGCCGUAAUGCCCUGCAGAUUCAAGUGAUCACCAUGUCCGCCACUCUGGCCAAUGUGGAGCUGCUUCAGCGCUGGCUCGAUGCCGAGUUGUACAUCACGGACUAUCGUCCCGUGGCCCUGCAGGAGAUGAUCAAGGUGGGCACUAGGAUCUUCGAUAAUCAGCUCAAGUUUCUGCGCGAUGUCUCCCAGCAGGCGGAGCUGAGAAAGGCUUUGGGCAACGACUCGGACCAUGUGGCCCAGCUGUGCAUCGAGACGCUGCUGGAGGGCUGCUCCGUCAUUGUGUUUUGUCCCUCCAAGGAUUGGUGCGAGAACCUGGCCGUCCAACUGGCCACUGCCAUGCAUGGCCUCAUCAAGUCCGGCUCGGAUCUGGGCAAAAGUUUGAGGGCUAACCUCAAUCCGGAGGCCAUCGAGGAGGUGAAGAAGCAGCUCAGGGAUAUUCCAACAGGUAUUGACGCCGUCAUGUCCAAGGCUGUUACCUAUGCCUGCGCCUUUCACCACGCUGGCUUGACCACCGAAGAGCGAGACAUUGUGGAGGCCUCCUUCAAGACGGGAGCUCUGAAGGUACUGGUGGCCACCAGUACCCUAAGCUCGGGCGUCAACCUGCCUGCUCGCCGGGUGCUUAUCCGCUCGCCCUUGUUCGGUGGCAAGCAGAUGAGCUCCCUCACCUACCGCCAGAUGAUAGGACGAGCUGGUCGCACUGGAAAGGAUACGCUGGGGGAGUCCAUACUCAUCUGCACGGAAAGCAAUGCCCGGAUAGGCCGGGAGCUGGUCACGGCCCAGCUGCAGCCCAUAACAUCCUGCCUCGAGAUGGAUGGAAGUACUCACUUGAAACGCGCUCUCCUGGAGGUCAUAUCCUCGGGGGUGGCCAGCAGCAGACAGGACAUAGAUUCCUUUGUCAAUUGCACUUUGCUGAGUGCCCAGAAAGCCUUAGGAGCUGCAUCUGCCAAAGAAGAGGACUCUGAAGGGAACUACAUCAGUGAUGCCCUGGACUUCCUCGUGGAGUACGAAUUCAUUCGUCUCCAAACAGAUGAGGAGGCGGACACUUCCUCUUAUGUGGCCACUCGCCUGGGAGCCGCUUGCUUGGCCUCCUCCAUGCCACCCACCGAUGGCCUCAUACUCUUUGCCGAGUUGCAGAAAUCCCGCCGCUGCUUUGUCCUAGAGUCCGAACUUCAUGCUGUCUACCUGGUGACGCCCUACUCGGUGUGCUAUCAGCUGCAGGAUCUCGACUGGCUGCUGUACCUGGACAUGUGGGAGAAACUGAACCCGGCCAUGAAAAAGGUGGGAGAACUGGUAGGGGUCAAGGAGGCCUUUCUAGUCAAGGCUAUGAGGGGGCAAACGAAGCUGGACUACAAGCAAAUGCAGGUGCACAAGCGUUUCUACACAGCUCUGGCCCUGCAGGAGCUGGUCAACGAGACUCCCAUCAAUGUGGUGGUUCACAAGUUUAAGUGCCACCGCGGCAUGCUGCAGAGUCUCCAGCAGAUGUCCUCCACCUUUGCGGGCAUUGUGACCGCCUUUUGCCACUCCCUGCAGUGGUCUACCCUUGCCUUGAUAGUCUCCCAGUUCAAGGAUCGUCUGUUCUUUGGCAUUCACCGGGAUCUGAUUGAUCUGAUGAGGCUGCCCGACUUGUCGCAGAAGCGGGCGCGUGCCCUCUUUGAUGCGGGUUUCACCAGCUUGGUGGAGCUGGCGGGUGCGGAUGCCUUGGAGCUGGAAAAGGUGCUCUUUAACUCUCUCAGCUUUGAUUCGGCCAAGCAGCAUGACCAUGAGAACGCCCAGGAGGCAGCCCUGCGCAACAAGGUAAGAAACUUUUUCAUUACCGGCAAAGCAGGCAUGACAGUGGCGGAAGCUGCCAAGCUGCUCAUCAACGAAGCUCGCCAGUUUGUACAGUAUGAGAUUGGAGUGGGCAGCAUCAAGUGGAGUCAGGAGCAGCCAGAGGUUGGGGAGGGUUCAAAGUCCCUGGACAGCGGAAUGGAGGUGGAAAUGCACAUGUCUUUAGAGGAGCAGCACCCUCAGGUAGAGGUUCCUUCAACAAAGCGAAGGCUGAGAAGCCUAGAAAGGAAUAAUAAGGCUGAAGAGGCUUCGCAACCCAAAAUAGCUAAGCUGGAUUUACGAGUGGAAGAAAAAAAGAAGAGCAGUGAGAGAAUACAGCGACGUUCUCAAGGUUUGAAUCGAAGUCUUAACAAGGAUAAGCAGCAAAAGUUAGCCGAGAACAAGCCGAAAUCAUGCCCUUUUACUGGAAAUAUCCAAGAAUCUGAAAGGCCAACAAAGACGCCCUUAAAAGAUGAAAAUGGGAGUUUGGGGAAAAAGGAUUCAAGCUCAGAAAAUACUCCAAAAAUUAAAGAAAAACCUACAGUUUCCUCCCCUAAUAAUACACCAAAGAAAACCCCAUCAACAGAGUUUCCCAAAGAAAACAUUUCAAGAUCAGUUCAAAAACCAAGUUCAGAGAUUAAUAAAGAAACCAAAGCCAUGACUAGCAUCUCUAGGUCACCCACAGUAGAGGAGGAACAGCCCACCACUAGUGUCCAAGCCCGCAAGGAGCUUCUGAAAAAGGAGAUAGCUGAACGCCGCAGGAUUGCCCUGAUGAAAAUCAAUCAGAAGCGGGCAGAGCGGGCUGCCACGCCUCCCAUCGAGCAAGGUCCAAGCUUAGUAAAGGAGGCAACCACUACUCCAAAGCCAAAUAAAGAUCACACAGAAAAAGAAGUACCUAGGAGCAACAAGGAGAACUUGGCAGCCAAGCCCUUCAAGGAACCCUUCACCAAAGAGCCCUCAGUGACCCCCACACGCAGGCAGAGUGUAACUCCAGCUACUACCCUACCCCGCCGGAGUCCGCGAAAUCAUACGCCCACCCAGACUCAGACCCAAAGCCGCACUGCCUCAAGAAAGCCUUCCACGGCUGAGGAGGAUCUGUUUAUGGCCGACGAUUCCUUUAUGCUGAGCUCGGGAGUUACGGCUGCCCUCACAGCUGCCGAUAGCAAGAUGCCAGCACAUGCUUCUUCAGAGACAGAUGAGAUACCCAGCUCUCAGCCCAAAGAGCCGGAGUUGGUGGCCACUGCCCUGACGCCACAUGCCUCCAGGCUGAUGCGCUCAUUCCAGCUGCGUUCGCAAAGGAUGCAGAGUCCCAGGACGCAAGCCAAGGAACCGGAGGUGUUGCCCACAGAAACCACAAACUCCUCGAAUGCAGCCUCCUCCAUGGAGCUCUCGGACAUGUCGCUGGAGAACUCACUGAUCAAGAAUCCCCUGCAGCUGAAUGCCUCCCACAUCCUCAGUUGCUCCAAGGCGGAUGACAAUGCCUCUAGUUUUAGUAGCAUCGACAUUAUUGACAUCUGUGGCAACCGACAAUUGUUCCAAAUGGCACUCAUGGAGCUCUUGGAGGCCACGCGUUGCGGCUUCAGUGUGGCUCUGCAGGCACAGGCAGGCAGACAGAAGCCACUGAUUGGAGCCAAUCUGCUGAUUAACCAGGUGGCGGCAGCUGAGCAGCGAGAGGCUGCUGCUGGACAGCAGGUGCUGUUCCAGGUGGACGACAGCUGCUUCAUAGCUGGUUUGUCUUUCUGUCUGGCAGACAAUGUGGUUUACUAUUUGAAUAUGCAGGAGGAGGAGCAGAAGCAGGGACAGGGAGUGGUGCCCACAAGUCUGAAGGAGCAGGAGUUGUGCAAACUGUUGGCACGCCCGGAGUUAACCCUCAUCAUGCACGACGGCAAAGAGCAGCUGAAGAAGCUCUUAAAAGCCAUGCCUAAGCUGGGCAAGAUUGUUGUGAAGCUGGAGGAUCCCAAGGUGGGCAACUGGCUGCUGCAGCCGGACAAGACGCUCAGCUUUCAGAAUAUGUGCCAGCAAUUUGCUCCGGAGUGCUCUUCUCUGGCUGAUCUCUGCGGCAGUGGUCGUGGUUACACCAGCUAUGGUCUCGACAGCUCUAGUGCCAUAUUGCCCAAGAUUAGAGCCUCCAUCGAGGCCUGUGUUACGGUGCACAUACUCAAAGGACAGCUGGAGAAUCUGGAGAGGAUUGGCGAUGGACAGCUGCUCAAGUUUUUCCGGGAGAUAGAAAUGCCCAUUCAGCUGUCCCUCUGCCACAUGGAGGUGGUGGGCUUUCCGGCCAAGGAGCAGCGACUUCAGCGUCUCUUCCAGCACAUGGUGGCCGUGAUGAAGAAGCUAGAGACCAAGAUCUACGAGCAGCAUGGCUCGCGGUUUAAUCUCGGCUCCACGCAGGCCGUGGCCAAGGUACUAGGACUCCAUCGCAAGCCAUCGGGAAGGGUGAGUACCUCCCGGCAGGUUCUAGAGAAGAUAGACUCGCCCAUUUCCCUGCUCAUACUGGCACACCGUAAGCUGAGCACGCUGCUGGCCAAGAGCAUGCAGCCUUUGCUCAAGUGCUGCGAGUCCAACAGAAUCCAUGGUCAAAGCAUCACCUACACGGCCACGGGUCGCAUCUCCAUGACGGAGCCAAAUCUGCAGAAUGUGGCCAAGGACUUUGUGAUAAAACUAGGAGCGGAUGGCAUAAACAUAUCCUGCCGUUCGGCCUUUGCUCCUUUAGAUGAAAAGAUGUGUCUACUCUCAGCAGACUUUUGUCAGCUGGAGAUGCGCAUCCUGGCCCACUUGUCGCAGGACAAGGCUCUGGUAGAGGUGAUGAACUCGCCGCAGGAUCUGUUUACAGCCAUUGCGGCUCACUGGAAUCGCUUGGAGGAGUCCGAGGUGUCGGAGCACAUGAGGAAUGGCACCAAGCAGAUCUGCUAUGGCAUUGUCUACGGCAUGGGCAUGCGCAGCCUGGCCGAGUCGCUGAAGUGCACGGAGCAGGAGGCGCAAUUGGUGUCGGAGCAAUUCCAUCAAGCCUAUCCGGGCAUUAGAACCUACACCCAGAAGGUGGUAAAGUUCGCCCGCAAUAAUGGCUAUGUGGAGACCAUCACGGGACGCAGACGCUACUUGGAUCACAUUAACAGUGGCGAAGCUCAACUAAAGAUCCGAGCGCCAGGCCAUCAACUCCACCAUCCAGGGCUCCGCCGCGGAUAUUGCCAAAAGCGCCAUUCUCAAAAUGGAGAAGAACAUCUCUCGCUAUCGGGAGAAGCUGGGUGUAGCCGAGAAUGCAGUCAACCUUGUGCUCCACCAGCACGACGAACUGAUCUUCGAGGUGCCCGCCGACAAGGCCAAAAAGAUAGCCAAGGUGCUAAGCCUAACCAUGGAGAACUGCGUGAAGCUUAGCGUGCCGCUCAAGGUGAAGCUGAAAAUGGGACGCAGUUGGGGGGAAAUCCAGGAGAUAAGGGUGUAGUUUAAAACAUUUCUUUUUUAGGGUAAUAAAUU
This is a messenger RNA of Drosophila kikkawai, 6666 nucleotides long. The record is from RefSeq and is a predicted model, not a curated record. NCBI's taxonomy places the organism in Eukaryota, Metazoa, Arthropoda, Insecta, Diptera, Drosophilidae.